This is a messenger RNA of Mercenaria mercenaria, 7903 nucleotides long. RefSeq lists its product as uncharacterized. Lineage: Eukaryota; Metazoa; Mollusca; Bivalvia; Venerida; Veneridae. The record is from RefSeq and is a predicted model, not a curated record. Bases 38 to 667 code for a protein of 209 amino acids. The transcript has 6 exons.
GUAUCCAGUUCAGGGACCUUUCCGUACGCGGCUGUGUAUGUACUUACAGGGUAGCUUCUAUACUGUGUUCUUAGAAAUGUUAGACAAUGUCUCUUACAUACAAAGUCUACAGGAUAUGGAUUUAGCACAAAUUGACAAUGAGAAAGAAGAAAAGCUCAAAACCAGUGUGCCAAAGAUGUUAAAAGAAGUAUUUGAGAAGCACAGAUGUAGUUUGCUAGCAGACAAUGAUGAUAAGAAAUCUAUUAAUCCAUCAGUCAUUGAAAACAUGGUUCUUGUCUCAGAGACAGUAUCUCAUAUAUGUGUGCUGUUAGGAGUGUGUUAUCGAUUGCUGAAACCAGUGAAAACAGUGCUGUCUCGAAGGAACAAGAAGAAGAAAGGCAAUACUAUACCCAUGCCGUGUACAUUUGAGAAUUAUAACUGCCUAUUGAAGGAAGUGGAGACUGUGUGUAAAGAAAUACAUAAAGCUGUGACAGAGUUAGACCCGGUGUUCCUUUCAUUAGAUCUCAGUAGUUUGAAGCUAUCAGAACCAUUUGCAGACGAUAACGAAUAUGUGGAAAUAGAGAAAGAAAUGUGGAAGAAUGUAGAGACAAGUUACCAACAGUCAUUUGUCGAGGUGACAGAAUUCCUACAUAAAAAACUACAAUAUCUCAGCGGCAUUCAUUUAUGAUGAAGUGUUGCACUGUACAUAGUGUACAUACAUCCAUACCAUAUCUGUAGAUACUGUCAGUACCAUAGGAACAUUUGAGAGCUCAGCUGUUUAUCACGUCGUCAUCAUGAAGCAAAAUUUAUAUCUACAAGAUAUCACAUUACAUUUAGUACAGAGUUGAAAAGGAAAACAUGUUUAGAGAAUAUUGAUAAAAGUUUGGGUAGUUGACCAGUACCUCAAUACAUUUUCUGCUAUAUUUCUCACAUGCUCGUGUUUUUCAUAACAGGUAUCCAUGUUGUUAUAGUUUACCCAAGAGGCGUUUUAUGCCAAGAUGUGCUGUAACAUUGCAGUUUUUUCAGUGUUUAUGUUUUCAUGUGGAAACAUAACGAGUUUGAAUAUCUUGCUAAAUUUUUAACAUAGUUGAUGAACAGUUUACAUGGUCUUGGAAUAAUUUAUUUAAAUCUGCCAGUUCUCGAGGUAGACAUGGUUUUAAAACAGUUUGGAGACCAGUCGUAAUGCUAGCAUCUGAUUGGUCGAUUCCGAGCUCAGUUUCAAAACUGACCAAUGACAAGGCUUCAUUCUGGGACUGGUCUUUUAACUGGAAACCCUGAUCAUCAGAGAUUUGAUUUAUCUGUAUUGUAAGUUUGGUAGUCAAUAGUGAAUGUUGUUACUGAUUUUCGAGACAAGAAAACUGUCUGAAUUUCUUGCUCAUGUUUCUAAAUUCCAUACAGAAAGGCAGACAAAUGCUCUAUUGGAACCAGAAAUAUGCCUCCUUGUUGCAGUAUAUCCUCUGUUUAUGAUAUGUACGUAGAGCAAACACUUGUGGUAAACAGAAUCCUAUAACAAAUAUGUUGUAGUUUCCAGCAGUUCCCCACUGCUGAUGUGUUCCGAGGGCUUGGUGCAAAACUGGCCAAUGCCCUCGAUUUUGUUAAUUUCAUGUGAUAGAUAUAUUUCAUGGAAUAUUUGUAAUUGUCUGGUUUUUAGGGUACAUUAAAACUUGAAACACAUUCAAAACAGUCUGGUUUUUAGGGUACAUUAAAACUUGAAAUACAUACAAAACUGUCAAGACUUUAUAUCUUUUUGAGAAAUAAAAAACGAGUAGUUUUUAUUGUCAACAGAUGGUCAUUCAAAGUGGAUGAUGAUGCACUAUUUACGGUUAAUUCAAAUAUAAGAAAUCUUGCUCAUUCUAAAAAUGUAUAAUUUUGAAUUUUUGUGGGGGACUAAUUUUCGUGGAUUUCGUUGUUGCAUCAUACCACAAUAUUAAAUCCCAACAAACAUAUAAAAUCCCAAUUAUUUCAUCUUCAAUACUUGAAAUCCAUAAAUACAUAUCAACUAGAAAUAGUCUCUUUGCCCAAAAGUGUAGGAAACUGUAUUGAGGAAAUAAGUGUUUUCAAGUCUUACUAAACGUCUAAAAUACUAUUAUUUUGUUGUUAUGAAGAUUUGAUAUUAAUUUUAUACCAAGUAUAAAUCAGGAUUACACUGCAUUGUGAACAAAGCUUGUUUCUUUGUUGUUGUUUUUAAGUUCUGUUCUAUUUAGUUAGCAAUGUCUGGAUAUAUAAUUUUUUUACAAAUAUCCAGGGUCUGUGGCAGUGUAUGUUUUAAAAUAUGAAAUGACACUGUGUUAGUUUAGAAUGGGAUGGAUAUGAUGUGACAUUGUUCAAUAUGCAAUUUUUUUUAUGAAAGUAUAGGCAUUCAUUUCUGAUUGCUAAAUGACUUCUUGAAGCUAUUGAUAUUUGACUUCUCGACCUGAUUGACAUCUGAUUUCAUGAAGCGUAAAAUUUAUUGAAAUCCAAAAAGUUCUCUUGAAUUAACAUGUACAGGACAUGAACAGAACUGAUAUACAAUUGGUAUGGACUGUUCAGAGUUGUAGAAAUUUGUCCUUUGAAAUAUUUUUAGUUCAGCUUUUACUGUAACCUUUCCUACUUGUACUGAAUUUGCUGGUCAUUAUAAGUAUAAUAGUUGGACAUCUCUGUUAAAAUGCUGCUUUAAUAGAAAGAUACGAUUUGGACAAUGUCAGAUUUAUACAAAAGUGCUAUUAAAGCUGCAGAACAAUUUUUUUGAAAAAUGGAAUGUUUCGAGUCAUGACUGUAUUCUAGAUUAAAAAACAAUUUUUUUUUAGCUCACCUGUCACAGAGUGACAAGGUGAGCUUUUGUGAUGGCGCGGUGUCCGUCGUCCGUCCGUCCGUCAGUCCGUGCGUCCGUAAACUUUUGCUUGUGACCACUCUAGAGGUCACAUUUUUUGUGGGAUCUUUAUGAAAGUUGAUCAGAAUGUUCAUCUUGAUGAUAUCUAGGUCAAGUUCGAAACUGGGUCACGUGCCAUCAAAAACUAGGUCAGUAGGUCUAAAAAUAGAAAAACCUUGUGACCUCUCUAGAGGCCAUAUAUUUCACAAGAUCUUCAUGAAAAUUGGUCAGAACGUUCACCUUGAUGAUAUCUAGGUCAAGUUCGAAACUGGGUCACGUGCCGUCAAAAACUAGGUCAGUAGGUCAAAUAAUAGAAAAAACCUUGUGACCUCUCUAAAGGCCAUAUUUUUCAUGGGAUCUGUAUGUAAUUUGGUCUGAAUGUUCAUCUUGAUGAUAUCUAGGUCAAGUUCGAAACUGGGUCAAGUACCGUCAAAAACUAGGUCAGUAGGUCUAAAAAUAGAAAAAACCUUGUGACCUCUCUAGAGGCCAUAUUUUUUAUGGGAUCUGUAUGAAAGUUGGUCUGAAUGUUCAUCUUGAUGAUAUCUAGGUCAAGUUCGAAACAAGGUCAUGUGCGUUCAAAAAUUAUACAAAAGUGCUAUUAAAGCUGCAGAACAAUUUUUUUGAAAAAUGGAAUGUUUCGAGUCAUGACUGUAUUCUAGAUUAAAAAACAAUUUUUUUUUAGCUCACCUGUCACAGAGUGACAAGGUGAGCUUUUGUGAUGGCGCGGUGUCCGUCGUCCGUGCGUCCGUCAGUCCGUGCGUCCGUAAACUUUUGCUUGUGACCACUCUAGAGGUCACAUUUUUUGUGGGAUCUUUAUGAAAGUUGAUCAGAAUGUUCAUCUUGAUGAUAUCUAGGUCAAGUUCGAAACUGGGUCACGUGCCAUCAAAAACUAGGUCAGUAGGUCUAAAAAUAGAAAAACCUUGUGACCUCUCUAGAGGCCAUAUAUUUCACAAGAUCUUCAUGAAAAUUGGUCAGAACGUUUACCUUGAUAAUAUCUAGGUCAAGUUCGAAACUGGGUCACAUGCCAUCAAAAACUAGGUCAGUAGGUCAAAUAAUAGAAAAACCUUGUGACCUCUCUAGAGGCCAUAUUUUUCAUGGGAUCUGUAUGAAAUUUGGUCUGAAUGUUCAUCUUGAUGAUAUCUAGGUCAAGUUCGAAACUUGGUCUCGUGCGAUCAAAAACUAGGUCAGUAGGUCUAAAAAUAGAAAAACCUUGUGACCUCUCUAAAGGCCAUAUAUUUCAUGAGAUCUUCAUGAAAUUUGGUCAGAAUGUUCACCUUGAUGAUAUCUAGGUCAAGUUCGAAAGUGGGUCACGUGCCUUCAAAAACUAGGUCAAUAGGUCAAAUAAUAGAAAAACCUUGUGACCUCCCUAGAGGCCAUAUUUUUCAUGGGAUCUGUAUGAAAGUUGGUCUGAAUGUUCAUCUUGAUGAUAUCUAGGUCAAGUUCGAAACUGGGUCACGUGCCGUCAAAAACUAGGUCAGUAGGUCAAAUGAUAGAAAAACCUUAUGACCUCUCUAAAGGCCAUAUUUUUUAUGGGAUCUGUAUGAAAGUUGGUCUGAAUGUUCAUCUUGAUGAUAUCUAGGUCAAGUUCGAAACAAGGUCAUGUGCGUUCAAAAAUUAGGUCAGUAGGUCUAAAAAUAGAAAAACCUUGUGACCUCUCUAGAGGCCAUACUUGUGAAUGGAUCUCCAUAAAAAUUGGUCAGAAUGUUCAUCUUGAUGAUAUCUAGGUCAAGUUCAAAAGUGGGUCACGUGCCGUCAAAAAGUAGGUCAGUAGGUCAAAUAAUGAAAAAACGUUGUGACCUCUCUAGAGGCCAUAUUUUUCUUGGGAUCUGUAUGAAAGUCGGUCUGAAUGUUGAGCUUGAUGAUAUAUAAGUUAGGUUUGAAACUGGGUCAACUGCGAUCAAAAACUAGGUCAGUAGGUCUUGAAAUAGAAAAACCUUGUGACCUCUCUAGAGGCCAUAUUUUUCAAUGGAUCUUCAUAAAAAUUGAUCUGAAUGUUCACCUUAAUGAUAUCUAGGUCACUUUAGAAACUGGGUCACGUGCCUUAAAAAACUAGGUCAGUAGGUCAAAUAAUAAAAAAAAACUUGUGACCUCUCUAGAGGCCAUACUUUUCAUGGGAUCUGUAUGAAAGUUGGUCUGAAUGUUCAUCUUGAUGAUAUCUAGGUCAAGUUUGAAAUUGGGUCAACUGCGGUCAAAAACUAGGUCAGUAGGUCUAAAAUUAGAAGAAUCUUUUGACCUCUCUAGAGGCCAUAUUUUUCAAUGGAUCUUCAUAAAAAUUGAUCUGAAUGUUCACCUUAAUGAUAUCUUAGGUCACUUUAGAAACUGGGUCACGUGCAGUCAAAAACUAGGCCAGUAGGUAUAAAAAUAGAAAAACCUUGUGACCUCUCUAGAGGCCAUAUUUUUCAUGAGAUCUUCAUGAAAGUUAGUGAGAAUGUUUACCUUGAUGAUAUCUAGGUAAAGUUCAAAACAGGGUCACGUACCUUUGAAAACUAGGUCAAUAGGUCAAAUAAUAGAAAAACCUUGUGACCUCUCUAGAGACCAUAUUUUUCAAUCGAUCUUCGUGAAAAUUGGUCAGCAUUUUUAUCUUGAUAAUAUCUAGGUCAAGUUCAAAAGUGGGUCACAUGAGCUCAAAAACUAGGUCACUGUGUUAAAAUAAUAGAAAAAAACGACGUCAUACUCAAAACUGGGUCAUGUGGGAAGAGGUGAGCGAUUCAGGACCAUCAUGGUCCUCUUGUUUUUUGGUAGGGGUAAUGUGCCACUGUAUAAAGUAGUGAAGCAAAUCUAAAUGAAACAGUAAGCAUACAUCCAUAUGCAUAAUUUGUCUAUUGACUGCCAGAAGGUGCUAUCAGCCUUCUUAUUUCAUAUGCUGAUAGCACCUGGCGGUCAAUAGACGAAAUUUAUUAUGUAAAGCUCUUGCUUGGAUUUCAGCCUUUAGCAUUUGUUAACGGCAGCUCAGGGUAACAUAGAGAAGAUGUAUCACUUAACCUCUAGCACGCUAAAUUUCUAUAAUGGACUGGUCUAUCAUUCAAUUUGGCAUGCUAAAUUUCUAUAAUUGACUGGUCUAUCAUUCAAUUUGGGCAUUGUUAUUUGAAAGGGUGUUCACUGAAAAUUUAUUGACUGAAUAGCAAAAAGUGUAGACCAUGAUCAGACUGCAUGGAUUCGCAGGCUGAUAUUGAUCUGCACUGGUCCCAAAGGCAGAAUCACUUGCCGACAGCAGGCUAAAGGUUAACAAAACUAUUCAGUCAUUCUGAGAACAAAGUAAAUUUCUUUGAAUUAUCGUUUUAAGUUAAAUCUUGUUCUGUUAAUUUAGUUUCCUGAAAAUCAUUUAUAGAUCAACAUUGUUUGUGAUUGAUUCUUGAUUAACAUUUAUUUUGUGUUACAAUAUUGUUCCAUGAUUUAGUGAUGCAAAAAGGUCCACACCUUUAACUGUAAAAUACUCAAGAUUUUCCUUAAAUGCAACAGGGAAAACCCCUCUUAUGUUAGCAACUUUUAUUAAUCAAAAGUGCUGUAUUUUACGUUAGAAAUGACAAUUCUGUUUUCAUUCAGCCUUCAUUUUGCAUUAUGUUCAAGUUAUUUAUAUUCCUAAAUUCCUAAUUAAGGAACUAGUUAAUUGUAUAUUAGUUCCCUCGAUUUUUGCCUUUGUUCAGUUACCUUACUGCAAAAUUUAAAAGGUGCUCAAACAGCCAUUUUGGAGCAUACAUCAGUUCUAAUGAAAGCUCAUGUAUUUAUAACUGUUGCAGCAGAUUUCUACUUAAAACAGAAAAUUUACAAUAUUCUUUAACUUUUACAUCAGUUCGGCUCACCAGUGUGGACAGGUUUUGAUUGUAUUAUGAGGAAGAUGGUAAAUAUAGGUAUAUUUUCUUACCUGUAUGGCCAUGAUUGUUUGCUAGCAUUUUUAGCUCAUCUGAUUUUUUGAAAAAAAAUGAUGAGUUAUUGUCAUCACUUGAGCGGUUGUCGGCGUCGGCGUCGGUGUCGGCGUCUGCGUCGGCGUUGCCUGGUUAAGUUUUAUGUUUAGGUCAGCUUUUCUCCUAAACUAUCAAAGCUAUUGCUUUGAAACUUGGAAUACUUGUUCACCAUCAUAAGCUGACCCUGUAUAGCAAGAAACAUAACUCCAUCUUGCUUUUUGCAAGAUUUAUGGCCCCUUUUGUACUUAGAAAAUAUCAGAUUUCUUGGUUAAGUUUUAUGUUUAGGUCAACUUUUCUCCUAAACUAUCAAAGCUUUUGCUUUUAAACUUGGAAUACUUGUUCACCAUCAUAAGCAGACCCUGUACAUCAAGAAACAUAACUCCAUCUUGCUUUUUGCAAGAAUUAUUGCCCCUUUUGGACUUAGAAAAUCAGUUUUCUUGGGUUAAGUUUUAUGUUUAGGUCAGCUUUUAUCCUAAACUAUCAAAGCUAUUCCUUUAAAACUUGCAACACUUGUUCACCAUCAUAAGCUGACCCUGUACAGCAAGAAACAUAACUCCAUCCUGCUUUUUGCAAGAUUUAUGGCCCCUUUUGGACUUAGAAAAUAUCAGAUUUCUUGGUUAAGUUUUAUGUUUAGGUCAACUUUUUCUCUUAAACUAUCAAAGCUAAUGCUUUAAAACUUGCAACUCUUGUUCACCAUCAUAAGCUGACCCUGUACAGCAAGCAACAUAACUCCAUCCUGCUUUUUGCAAUAAUUAUUGCCCCUUUUGGACUUAGAAAAAUCAUUUUCUUGGUUGAAUAUUAUGUUUAAGUCAACUUUUCUCAUAAACUAUCAAAGCUAUUGCUUUAAAACUUGCAACAGUUUUUCACCAUCAUAAGUGGACACUGUACAUCAAGAAACAUAACUCUAUCCUGCUUUUUGCAAGAGUGAUGGCCCUUUUUAGACUUAGAAAAUCAUGGGUAGGACAAUAUUUCUAUUAUACAAAAAAAAAUCAGAUGAGCGUCAGCACCCGCAAGGCGGUGCUCUUGUUUUACCUGUGUUUUUGACUAUAUACUGGUACUGCUUGUUGUUUGUUUUAACUUGUCGUGCAUUUAUUAUUCAAGUUUAUAGAUAUUUUUGAACUUUGAUUUCCCAUCUUUGUAAAACUUUAAGUAAUAAAAAAUACAAACCAUUCUA